Molecule: messenger RNA, 2319 nt
Organism: Cladocopium goreaui
Lineage: Eukaryota; Dinophyceae; Suessiales; Symbiodiniaceae
Source: the annotation of a GenBank genome assembly
AUGCGAGAUAAUGUUCGAUCGUUUGUCGAGAUCGCAGCCGAGGUGUUUCAACUCCGCGGCCCGGUGUACGAGUUCGGCUCGUUCCUCGUCGAGGGCUCCGGGGCCGAUGCCAACCUGCGAACGGCCUUCCCCGGACGAAAGUUCAUCGGCUGCGAUAUGCGGCCCGGGCCGGGGGUCGACCGAAUCGAAGACCUGAGCUGCCUGCAACUGCCCGACGAUACGGCUCAAACCAUCGUCUGCGUCGAUACGCUCGAGCAUGUGUUCAACGCACAACAAGCGGUGAGCGAAAUGCUACGCGUGCUGGCCCCCGGUGGGGUGUUGGUGGUGGCCGUCCCGAUGCACUUCCGCGUGCACGACUAUCCGGCCGAUUACUGGCGGUUCACGCCGGCCUGCAUCGAUCGCUUGCUCUCACCCCUGGCCGGCACCGUGGUCGUUUGGCAGGGGCUGGAGAACUAUCCCCACACCGUGAUGGGCGUGGGCUGCAAGGCACCCGUUACCGGCGAGUUCGCCCGCGGCGCGAAUCAACUCAUCGAUCGCUUCCAAGAAGAACUGCGUCGCUGCGAGGCAGACCGACCGUUGGCGGAGAAGCUGAAGGACAUGACCCUCGGCUGGAUCCGCGGCAAAGGCGAACGGCGGCGAAAGCGAGAGUAUCACAAGGCCCGCUUCAUGUUGGAUGUACCCGUGCAUCGCGACUCGCUGGCCCCCUUCACCAAACUGGCCGGCGGUACCUACGACGUUUUGAUGCCGCUGGCCGAAGCGGGCGUGAUGCCGAACCUGGCACGAUUCAUGCAAACGGCCGCGCUGGCCGAGUUGCAAUCGACCGAGCCGGCCAUUACCCCGGCCGCCUGGACGACGUUUCAAACCGGGUGCGACCCGUUGCAGCAUGGCGUGGUCGACUUUCGCUAUCUCGAUCACACCACCGGAGAAGUGCUUUACAACGCGGCCCCGCAUGUCGAACAGCCGACGUUGUUCGACCACGUCGCGGCCUCCGGAGCGGCCAGCGUCUCGAUCAACCUGCCGAUGACUUCGGCCGACUGCGCCUCGCCGGGCAGCAUCAUCGUCGGCGGGCUCGAUCUGCCUUCGGCCGCGGUGGCGAUGCGGCCCUAUCCGAAGCUGGCCCAGCGACUUCGCGAGAAAGACGUCGACUACAACCUGCGGGUCAUCUGGAAGCACCGGCCCGAAAGCUACGAAGCCUUGUCCACCGGUGUGGCCGACACGAUCGAUGCGUUUCGCAGUCGUACCGAAGCGGCCCUGGCGGCCGACUCGAUGGUUGAUUGGCGACUGAUGGUCGUGCAGUUCCAGAACCUCGACUCUUUGCAACACCGCUGUUGGCACUUGUUGGGAUUGGACCAGUCCGGCGGUGGAUCGCCCGAGUGGGUGGCCAAAACCCGCGAGGCAUUCGCCGGGUUGGAUCGCUGCCUGGGCGAGUUGUUCGAACUGGCCGACCGUCACGGGGCCGGCGUCACCGUGCUCAGCGAUCAUGGCUUCGGUGAGUUCCGCGAAAAGAUUUGCGUCUCGGAACUUCUCCGACGCAACGGCUUCUUGCAACAAGGAUUGUCGAGUCGCGCCAGGUACUCAGCGGCACAAGCGGUUUGGAGAUUUAAGAAGUGGGUGCAUAAACGUCUCAAGCCCGGCUUCAACACCGCGCGACUUGUGCGACAUCCCGAGAUGCUGCUGCCCAUCGAUUGGCGACGCAGUGCGGCCACCUGUCUGCACGGCAACUUGGCCGGCCUGGUGUACUUGAACACGCCCGAGCGGUUCGGCCGCGGAGGACUCACCGGCCAGUCGCAGCGCGAGCGGGUCAGUGCCGAGAUCGCCGAGAUGUUCCUCGAUGUCACGCAUCCCGACACCGGAGAAUCGCUCUUCGCCGACGCGUACUGCACGGUCGACCGCAUCGACCGCGACCCGAUCGAAGCGAUGUUGCCCGAGGUGAUCGCCAUCCCCAGCCCAGGGUUUCACACCCGACAGAAGUUCGACCAGACGGGUCGCAUCAUGCGUGGCGACCCUUCGCUCACAGGCACACAUCGCGCCGAGGGUGUGUUGAUGCUCGGCGUUCCGGGGGCUACGCUGGGGGAAAGACAUCAGGCAUCGUUGCGCGACGUAGCUCCUACGAUUCUGCACCUGCUGGGGCUUCCCGCGGGCCCUGAGAUGCAGGGAACGAUUCUCGACGGCAUGUUCGCCGACAGCGGGUAUGGCGUUGGGACUGGUACCGAGCGGGUCAGUGGGCCCGUCAUCCGAAGGCAAGCACCGAUGGUGGGUUCAUCCACGCCGUCGGAGCUGAUCACAAGGCGGCUGCGAGAGUUGGGUUAUCUCGAAUAG